CAUGUAAGAUUACAAAAAAUGUCAAAGUAGGUCAUAAAGAAAAUAAUCAAUAAGUAUACAACUGUAGCAGGUAUAGACAGUGCAGGUUGAUAAUAUAACAGUAUCAUGGAUUUAUUCAUUGCUUUAAGUUUAUUUAAUAGACAAAAAUAUGAAGCUUGUGUAACUAAAUGUACAGAAUUAUUGAAAAAAAAUCCAUUAGAUCAGGCAAUAUGGGUUUUAAAAAUGCGUGCUUUAACAUUACAAGUUUAUGUCGAUGACAUAGAAAGUGAAGAAGAAGGAAUUGCAGAAGGUUUAUUAGAUAAUUAUACAAUGACUACAAUGCCUAGACCAGGUACAUCUUUAAAAAAUCCUGGAACUGCUCGAAGUGAACAUGGAAUUCGUCCUAAAACUCAGUCAGGUAGACCUGUUACUGGAGUUGUAAGACCUGCUACACAAUCAGCAAUAUCACAAACAAUGGAACAAGCAUUGAGAAUGCCAAGAACAGCAGCUACAGCGAGACCUAUUACUGCUAUUUCUGGACGAAAUGUCAGACUUGGAACUGCGUCUAUGUUAACAGAACCUGAUGGCCCUUUUAUACAAUUAUCACGUUUAAAUAUAGCCAAAUAUGCAAAUCAACCUAGCAUUGCAAAACCUUUGUUUGAGUACAUUUAUUACCAUGAGCACGAUGCUAGAUAUGCUCUUGAUUUAGCAGUACAAGCAACACAAGCUUGUCAAUAUAAGGAUUGGUGGUGGAAGGUACAAUUAGGAAAAUGUUAUUAUACUUUAGGUUUAGUGAGAGAUGCAGAACAACAAUUUAGAUCAGCCUUACGUGAUUGUAAAGCUAUUGAAACAAUUAUAAGAUUGAUUAGAGUAUAUAUCAGAUUGGACCAACCAUUGGCUGCUUUAGAUACAUGUAAAAGUGGUCUAGAAUAUUUUCCAAAUGAUGUUACUAUACUUGUUGAAAUGGGACGAAUUUUUGAAGGCUUAAAUAAUAUGUCAAUGUCAAUGAAAUAUUAUAAAUUGAUUGCUCAAGAAGAUGCUUCUCAUACAGAAGCAAUCGCAAGUAUUGGAAUGCAUCAUUUUUAUAACGAUCAACCAGAACUUGCUUUACGCUUUUAUAGAAGAUUACUACAAAUGGGUGUUUAUAAUCCUGAAUUAUUUAAUAAUCUUGGAUUGUGUUGCUUUUAUGCACAACAAUAUGAUCAUACAAUAUCAUGCUUUGAAAGGGCAUUGAGCCUUGCCAAUGAUGAAAAUAAAGCUGAUAUUUGGUACAAUAUUUCUCAUAUUGCAAUUAGCUUAGGUGAUUUAGAGAUGGCGGAAGAAUGUUUAAAACUUGCUAUUACAAUUGACAAUAGACAUGCAUUGGCAUAUAAUAAUCUUGGUGUAAUACAAAUGAGAAAUGGUAAUGUUACAACAGCAAGAACUUAUUUCCAUGCAGCAGCCACUAUUGCAAAUUACAUACAUGAGCCACAUUUUAACAGUGCAUAUUUAGCAUAUAAGUUAGGAGAUUUUCAAACAAGCUAUAUUGCAAUACAAAAAUCAUUAAAUGUAUAUCCAGGACACUGUGAUAGUAUUAAUCUUCUUAAAAAAUUGGAGCAAUAUUUUUGUUAUAUUUAAGGUAACUUAUAUUUUAUUCCACUAGAAUUUUAUAACACAAAAAAAUGUAUAUUUAUAAAUGUUAAAUGAGCAAGAAUGU
Vespula pensylvanica (western yellowjacket) is the source of this 1675-nucleotide messenger RNA. RefSeq names its product tetratricopeptide repeat protein 8 (gene BBS8). Gene Ontology annotation, biological process: non-motile cilium assembly. Gene Ontology annotation, cellular component: BBSome; ciliary basal body; non-motile cilium. The transcript is spliced from 10 exons. Lineage: Eukaryota; Metazoa; Arthropoda; Insecta; Hymenoptera; Vespidae. Gene Ontology annotation, molecular function: protein binding. The coding region runs from base 106 to 1596 and encodes 496 amino acids. The record is from RefSeq and is a predicted model, not a curated record.